Molecule: messenger RNA, 529 nt
Organism: Chilo suppressalis (striped riceborer)
Lineage: Eukaryota; Metazoa; Arthropoda; Insecta; Lepidoptera; Crambidae
Source: the annotation of a GenBank genome assembly
GUCGCGAGCGCACGGCGCACUCCAUGCCCGAGCACGACAAGUACCAGCUGCGUCCGCGGGCAACGCGCGCCCGCGAGCCGCGCGCGCGCCGCACGCCGCAGCCGCUCAGCAAGUACCGUAGGAAAACCGCGAACGCCCGCGAGCGCAGCCGCAUGCGCGAAAUCAAUCGCGCGUUCGAAACGCUCCGUCGCGCCGUCCCAGCCGCCGCGAUCACCGGCACACCCGUCCCGUGCGAGAAACUCACCAAAAUUACCACCCUUCGCCUAGCCAUGCGCUACAUAGCGGCUCUAACUGCCGCUCUGAGUGACUCUCCAGACACAGAUACCAGGCCGGAGCGCUGGCCGUCGCCUUACUGCUCGGAUCUGUCCGAGUUCUCGACGGAAUUAGAACAGGAGACCACGUCGGAGUUCGCCGAGGAUUCCCUGUCGCCGUUCGAUUCGUUCUUCGCGGAGUUCGACUACGAGUACAUAGACAGGACUUUUGCGUGACACCCAGUGCAGUGAUUUUGUGAUUUUAAGGACUUUUUUGU